AUGGCAGCUUCAUUAGUUUCCUCGAUUGCUAAUCAUCUUAACAUGCUAAAGCCGUCUCCUGAAGAAGGAUUGCAUAAUAAUAAAGAUGAGAGCGAUGUGAAGUAUGAUCCUUUGUACGAUAGUUUGAAGCGUGGUGAUUGGAAUGCUGCAAAGGAGUUUAUUGAUCGACACCCCGGUGCACUAACAUAUAGAGGUUCAUCAAGCGGUGGGACAGCUCUUCACGAGGCAAUCGAGAGGAAGCAGUUACACAUUGUGGAAGAGUUGUUGAAGCUGAUGACAGAAAAGGACUUGGAAAUUGAAGAUGGCGAUGGUUUCACAGCUUUUUUCUAUGCUUUGCUAAAAGGAAUGGCCGCAAUAGUUGCCAAAAUGGUUAAAAAGAACAAGAAUUUAGUUACCAAGCGUUUUACCAACUCAAAAGAUAGGACUCCAGUUUUAGUCGCUUGUGGUUGGGGCCACUGGGAAAUAGCUCGCUUUCUCUAUUCUCGCACUCCAAUCCAUGUUUUGACUCAAGAUAAGAACGGCCGCGAUGGUGCUCAACUUAUUUCCUAUUGCCUUGUCCACAGAAAUAAAUCGGAUAUUGGAUGGGAUUUGCUUCAGAAGUAUCCAAAAUUGGCCCUUACUGAAAAUUACUCGCUGGGGCACUCUCCUCUAAAUACACUGGCUGGUUUGCAUUCCGCAUUUCCAAGUGAAGUUCCCCUAAGUUGUUGGCAGCGUUUGAUCUAUAACAAUAUACACGUACAACAACCUCAACCUGUUCCUAUCAACUCUGAUGUUUGUGUAAAUUUUGAAGAACUAGAAGAUGACAAAAGAAAUCGAAGGUAUCUCAUUUCCUCAGUUACGGGUUUCUUCCAAGGAGUUGUUAAGAAUCUUCUCAAACUGUUAGGAGUCCAUGACUUGCAUGAAAUGAGAUUGCACCAUGUCGGAAUGCUUGAAUUUCUACGGCUCAUGGGUGACGUGGUAAAAAGUAGAGAUCUUGACUCGAAGCAAACUGACUUCGUGCUAAAGGCAAUCUUCCGAGCUGUAGAACGAGGACAAGUGGAGUUCAUUAAGGAGAUGUGUAAGGCAAUCCCACUAAUGACGAGGGAUGAAAGAGGCAGAUCAAUAUUUCAUUAUGCCGUUGAAUGUCGUCGAGAAAAAGUUUUUAAUCUUAUAUAUGGGCUCAGUGAAUAUGAUAGGAAUGCUAUCUUAACGAGUGCAGAUGACUUUAACAAUACUAUCCUACAUGCAGCAGGGAGUUUAUCUGCACAUCUUAAUCAUAUUCAAGGUGCAGCUUUGCAAAUGCAAAGAGAGCUACAAUGGUUCAAGGAGGUGGAGAGUAUUGUACCCCUGCCGGCCUUAGAAACUAUAAAUUUUACUGAGAAAAUGACAGCACGAGAAGUAUUCACCGAGAACCACAAAGAAUUGGUGAAGGAAGGAGAAGAAUCGAUGAAAGGAACAGCAACUUCUUGCACAGUCGUAGGUGCCCUCAUUGUUACCAUUAUGUUUGCUGCUGCAUUUACAGUUCCUGGUGGAAGCAAUCAAGAUACAGGGUUUCCCAUCUUCUUAGGAAAGAAGUUCUUUAGGGUUUUUCUAAUUUCAGAUUCUAUAUCACUCUUUUCUUCGACGACAUCAGUGAUGAUAUUUUUGGGAAUUCUCACAUCACGUUAUGCAGAAGACGAUUUCCUCAGGUCUUUGCCCACAAAAAUGCUAUUAGGCCUUUUCACCCUUUUUUUAUCUAUCGCCGCCAUGAUGGUUGCUUUUUCUUCAACUCUUUUUAUUCUGCUUGAGGGAGAAUCAUGGGUAUCUUUUCCAAUCAUUUUGCUUGCUGGCGUUCCAAUCGCCUCGUUUCUGUGGAUGCAAUUCCCCGUAUUUUUUAAAUGA
Prunus persica (peach) is the source of this 1860-nucleotide messenger RNA. RefSeq names its product ankyrin repeat-containing protein NPR4. The transcript has 7 exons. Gene Ontology annotation, molecular function: protein binding. Bases 1 to 1860 code for a protein of 619 amino acids. NCBI's taxonomy places the organism in Eukaryota, Viridiplantae, Streptophyta, Magnoliopsida, Rosales, Rosaceae. The record is from RefSeq and is a predicted model, not a curated record.